Messenger RNA from Dicentrarchus labrax (European seabass), 1020 nucleotides. RefSeq names its product RAB32b, member RAS oncogene family (gene rab32b). Lineage: Eukaryota; Metazoa; Chordata; Actinopteri; Moronidae. Gene Ontology annotation, molecular function: GTPase activity; GTP binding. The transcript is spliced from 3 exons. Gene Ontology annotation, biological process: phagosome-lysosome fusion; endosome to lysosome transport. Bases 169 to 825 code for a protein of 218 amino acids. The record is from RefSeq and is a predicted model, not a curated record. Gene Ontology annotation, cellular component: lysosome; Golgi apparatus; trans-Golgi network.
CAGCAACACUUAGAAAUAAUCAUAAAGAGAAGUAGGGUUGAGACAUCUAAGGUAAAUGUAGAUUAUUUAAAACCUUUGCAAUAUGUUUGUGGGCUUAUAUUUGUAAAACUGGACUUUGAAGGAGACCUAGUUGUACCUGUCUCCAUACCUAAGCCUGUUAAUCACAACAUGGCAGGGAGUGCAAUGACUUUAUGUACAGACAAGCUGUUUAAAGUUUUAGUCAUUGGGGAUAUAGGCGUUGGAAAAAGCAGCAUUGUCAUGCGUUAUGUUAAUAAACGCUUUGAUGAAAGAUACAAAGCAUCUAUUGGAGUUGACUUUGCUCUAAAAACAAUUGAAUGGGACAGCAAGACAGUGGUGAGACUACAGCUUUGGGAUAUAGCAGGCCAGGAGAGGUUUAAGAAGAUGUCCAGAGUGUACUACAAAGGGGCGAUGGGAGCAGUAGUGGUCUUUGACAUGACAAACAGCUCCACCUUGGAGGGUGCCUCAGAGUGGAAGCGGGACCUAGAUUGCAAAGUCUGUCUUGACAGCGGACGUCCGAUCCCCGCUGUCCUGCUGGCCAACAAAUGUGACAUGACAGGAAGAGACGGAGACUUGGUGUCCUCUCUGGACGGCUUCUGUAAAGACAACAACUUCAUAGGGUGGUUUGAGACCUCUGCAAAGGACAAUAUAAAUAUUGAUGAGGCAGGUGCCAUCCUUGUCAAACAAAUGAUGCUCUGCGACACCGGCCUGUCCAAUGAAGAGGACCACUGGGACGGGAUCAAAGUGAGCCAGGCUCCGAGGGAGAGUCAGAGCCAGUCAUUGUGCUGCUGGAGUCCACGGCUCUGAGCCAAACAACCUCAGCAACUGGUUAAACGCUCUAACAAGACCUGUUUUUGAUACCAAGUCAUGAAUGCACCACAAAGGAGCUAUUUCAGAAAGCUAGUGAGCCUGUGUCUCAUGUAGUCAGUAACUUUAUAAUCAUAUUUCUGCCUUGUUGUGUUUCUCAAUAAAUUGUCGACUGUGUGGGCCGCCUCAUAAACA